Suricata suricatta (meerkat) is the source of this 3526-nucleotide messenger RNA. It is a transcript of the gene CERK, whose product is annotated as ceramide kinase. Bases 25 to 1569 code for a protein of 514 amino acids. Gene Ontology annotation, molecular function: kinase activity. The transcript has 13 exons. The record is from RefSeq and is a predicted model, not a curated record. NCBI's taxonomy places the organism in Eukaryota, Metazoa, Chordata, Mammalia, Carnivora, Herpestidae.
CGGCGCCCGCGGUCCCCUGCGCGGAUGCCACCCGGCGGGGAGGGCUUCGAGCCGGGACGCGGGUACCGAUGGCGGCCGCAUCGCGCAGACCCGCCCGCAGAUGCCUGCUCCGUGCCCGUCUCUGAGAUCAUCACUGUUGAGGAAACGGACGUCCACGGCGGACUCUCCGGCAGCGGAAAAUGGCAGAAGAUGGAGAAGCCCUUCGCUUUCACAGUGCACUGCGUGAAGAGGGCCCGACGUCACCGCUGGAGGUGGGCGCAGGUGACCUUCUGCUGUGCCGAGGAGCCGCUGUGUCACCUGUGGCUGCAGACGCUGAGGGAGCUGCUGGAGAAGCUGACGUCCAGACCAAAGCACUUACUCGUGUUUAUCAACCCGUUCGGAGGGAAAGGACAAGGCAAGAGGACCUACGAGAGGAAGGUGGCGCCGCUGUUCACCUUGGCCUCCAUCACCACCGAAGUCAUCGUUACCGAACGUGCGAAUCAGGCCAAGGAGAGCUUGUACGAGAUCAACAUAGACAAAUAUGACGGGAUCGUCUGUGUUGGUGGCGAUGGCAUGUUCAGCGAGGUCUUGCACGGCCUGAUUGGCAGGACUCAGAGGAACGCCGGCGUGGACCAGAACCAGCCCCGGGCAGCCCUGGUGCCCAGCCCGCUCCGGAUCGGCAUCAUCCCCGCAGGGUCCACAGAUUGCGUGUGUUUUUCCACGGUUGGCACGAAUGACGCGGAGACAUCGGCUCUGCACAUCAUCGUGGGGGACUCACUGGCCAUGGAUGUGUCCUCGGUCCAUCACGGCUGCGCGCUGCUGCGGUACUCGGUGUCCCUGCUGGGCUACGGCUUCUACGGGGACGUCCUCAAGGACAGCGAGAAGAAGCGCUGGAUGGGUCUCAUCAGAUACGACUUCUCAGGUUUGAAGACCUUCCUCUCGCAUCACUGCUACGAAGGGACAGUGUCUUUCCUGCCAGCGCGGCACACAGUGGGGUCUCCCAGGGACCGGAAACCCUGCCGCGCAGGAUGCUUCGUGUGCAGGCAGAGCAGGCAGCAGCUGGAGGAGGAGCAGAAGAAGUCGCUCUACGGCUUGGCGGACCCCGAGGAGGUGGAGGAGUGGAAAGUCGUCUGCGGGAAGUUCCUGGCCAUCAACGCCACAAACAUGUCCUGUGCUUGUCCCCGGAGCCCCCAGGGCCUGUCCCCGGCCGCCCACCUGGGGGACGGCUCUUCUGACCUCAUCCUCAUCCGGAAAUGCUCCCGGUUCAACUUCCUGAGAUUCCUCGUCAGGCACACCAACCAGUACGACCAGUUCGACUUCGAGUUCGUCGAGGUUUAUCGCGUCAAGAAGUUCCAGUUCGUGUCGAAGCAGGCGGAGGACGAGGGCGGCGACCUCAAGGAGAGGGGGAAGACGCGCUUUGGGCAGGUCUGCAGCGACCCCUCGCCCUGCUGCUGCCCCGUGCCCAGCAGCUCCUGGAACUGCGACGGGGAGGUCCUGAGCAGCUCUGCCAUCGAGGUCCGGGUCCACUGCCAGCUGGUCCGCCUCUUCGCGAGGGGAAUCGAGGACCCCGCGGAAGAGUCACACGCCUGAGGUGCCGCCGCCCGUCGCCGCCUCGCUGCGCGUGGGGACCGUGAACGUUAUUUAAGAGAAUUACCGCAGACCAAUUACGUUGAUAUACACGUUUAAAUUUAGAAAUUUAUUUUUGAUAGUUAAAUCUUGAUUUUAGAAGAAACACCUAUGUCAGCAGUUCCGUGACCAAACCUGGCAUUUCCGGUUCUGUGUGACUCUCCGGGCCGGGUUUCACAUGACACAGUCACAGCCCGUGGCACCGGGAAGCUUGGGGGCGCUGGCUUCUUAGAUUUUACCGACACCAACAGCACGGGUUUUCCAAGGGCCCGUCAGUGGGUCUCCCGCAAUAAUUGUAGGGACGGAGAGCGUGAGGUCACACCAUCCGGACGGGCGGGGUCUCCCGGCUCUCGGACCCGCUGCCCACAACUUCCUCUGCAGUUGUGGCGAUCGGGUGUGGGACUCCUGCCGAGGACACUUCUGGAGCCUCUCUGUCCAGCGCGCUGGGGCCCUGCUCCCGGGACACCUCGGGAGCGAGCAUUGGCGUGGGGACACGGGCGGGCGCGGCCCUUGAUCUUGCUGUCUUCAUGGUCUUGAUUCUGGGACAGUCCGGCUGGUCAGCUGGACCAAUCAUGGGCCCUGGACACAGCGUCUGCGCUGGCUCGCAGCCGGGAAAACCCAGCUGCGCCCGACCCCCGGGCACCCUGCCCCUGUUGGGAGUUGGGGGCAGAGAGGCUUCCUGGGUGCAGGCCCCGAGUGCACACACGCGGUCCGGACUGGAGCUUUUCUUCACGCUCAGCUCUACGUAUUUAUUGAAACUGUUGUCUUUUCAGCCAGAAUAGCGUAAACGGCGUCUUCAGGGUUAGCAUUUUAGGUAGAUUUCUGCUGCAGCCCAGGGGUUCCCUGCGAGCGUGGCCGCGGCCCUGGGGCGGCCCCGAACGCACGGGUGGCCCUGUUUCCUUUGCAUCCCCGCUUGGCUCUACGGGAGACGCACCUAAAAUAGCUUUAUUUGAAAUACAAGAUGCGGCUCGAACUCCGGUUUGCAGAGAGAGGAAGCCGGUUGGGAGCGGCGUUUCCGAGGCCCCGGACCUCGCGCGGGCGCAGCCAGUCAUUUCAGCAUUAACAGACAUCCUAUAUUUUUAGCAUUUACUUGCAGUGUUUGUAUUUCGAAUAGACAUGAAAUGUCCUAUUUUAUCAUUCAAUCCCCGGUCAGACAAAAAGGGCAGCUUUAACUGGCUUUUAAAGUAAGAUCACAUUAUCAAGCGGUCGUGCAAAUCCAGUGGUUUAAUCAUUGGCGGGUGGGCGGAGAGUCAGCCUGUGGGAAGGGAGCCUUGCUGGCUGGUCCUGAUUCUCGGCGCCUGCCGCCGGUUGGGAGAAGCCAGACGGGGACCGCCUGGCAGGCCCGAGCGGGGGCGCCGCCCACGACCGCUCUGUGGACCGUGUCCCUCUGACGAGGUUCCCGAGACAUUCCUGGUCUGGCCUGAGGAAAGCCGCCCCGGCCGGAGCCCGCGUUUCACGCUCGCCGAGAAAGCCAGGCCCCCGGUUCCCGCACUGGAGUGGGUGCGAUUGUGCGAACACCCCGAGCGCCUGGUAACCUCCGCACGAGACAGGAGCACCUUCCAGACCUUCCCUCGUGCGGAUCUGAGCUCCCCGGCGGCCCCAGAUGGAGCCCCCGCGUACUUGAGAACUGCCGGCUGGCUCGUGAGAACUCAGAUCCCCGAGAAGGAUUCGUCUGGGCUUUGCCUGCCUGCGCGGCCCCUUGGCCCAAACGCCGCGCAGCACCCGCUCCGAGCAGGGACCUGGGCCCCCCCGUUCGCCGGGCACGCGCGGCUCUGUCCUUGUACAGUCUCGGGUCACGGGGCAGCGCGGAUGGAAAAGGCAGCUUCAUUUUCUUUUAAUCUUGCGGGUUUCAAGAUUAGGAAAUGGCAUAUUUGCCCUGAUAGGUUUGAGAAGACAAAAAUAAAGUCACUUUGGGCAGAGG